AUGGAUGAUCACUCGAGAAAACGCGGAGAUAAAAUUGAAAGUAAAAAAAUGGAAAAUUUUCAAAUUUCCCGAGUUUCCGAUAACAAUAAAUAUUUCAAGGGGAAAAUUCCGGAUAGCAGUUGUAAAAAUUUAACGGUUAACUGUAGUAACAUGGGGCAACAUAAUAGUAUAGGUGAAACGGCUAAAAUUUCACCCACUCGAACUCUUUCUCUAAGAUCGAACAACGGAGGAUGUAGUCGGACGACACCCGUGACAUUUAAACAUUUCGGAUUGCAAGAAUCGGAUUUGCAAAAAUCGCAUAAUGGAAGUGUUGUUGACCCUUCACCUCUGAUGAUAAAAAGGGAACCGGGAGAUUUUCAAAAAUAUACGAGAAAUUCUCCUCUAUUGAGUUUUUCAUCUCUUGACACGAUAUUCAAUCCGAACGCUCUUCGCGUUCUCGACGGACAAAUAUUGAACACGGUGCCAUACACGGAAUCAUCCUUUGAAUUAUCCGAAAAGAAAAAAAAUUAUUCGAGUUCUCCGAACUUGGAGGAUGGAUUUUUUUCAAAUUCGAAUCAAAAUUUUCUCAGUCCCAGACCACCAGCAUCAGACAAUCCUUUUUUAAAUUCCAAGUUCGACUAUGAAAAAUUUAACGAUUAUAAAAAUUACACGGGUACCAACUAUUCGAAAACGACGGACAAUUAUAAAAAUGUCGAAAAGACAAAAACGAGUUGGGAUUAUUUUUCGAAAAAUCAUAACUGCGAUCGAAACGAAGAAGAUGAUGAAAGAUCGAUAUCGCAAGAUAAUAAUAAUUCUUUGGUGAAUUCGACAACGUCGGAAAUCGAAACGAAAACGUCAACAACAACAACCAAAAGCAAUUCGAUCAAUGUGACUCCGUGUCAAGUAGCCGAAGUAACAAGUGCGUCAUCAUUAUUGAGCCCGAAAAUUCCAUCCGUGAAUCCGGUGGUUAUUAAACAGGAAGGAGUAGUUUCCGUGCCGUUGGGUUCUGGAGCAACUGGAGUCAACGAUCAGAAAAAAGAUGGUGCAUUCAUGCCCUCGGGACAGUUUACUGGAGUCAGCAGCACAGUCGGGGCUUCUGUGACGACAACAAGACAGAGAAACGAGUCGAGAUUCGAUGAUGUUAAAAUGAGUCAAAAUAAUAAAAAUUCUCCGGUUCCCCCACAGCAGCCGACACCGACUCAUCCAAUUCCUCCGCCUCCAGGAUUAUUACAUCGAACGACAUUUCAAUCGCAACCUUCGAUAAAUCUUUCUCCAGCUUUGGGUGCGACUCUUUAUCCCGGAGGAUUGUCCUGCGAUGAUAGGUCGGGAGCAUCUAUUUGGCCGACUCAACCUCAUCAUAAUCCCCCGGGUCUUUGGCAAUAUUCCGGUAAGUUUUUCACCUUUUUUUCUUUUGCACAAAUUGUUGAAAGCGUUACUAUUUACCCUCCCUCCCCCGAUUGA
Molecule: messenger RNA, 1440 nt
Organism: Pediculus humanus corporis (human body louse)
Lineage: Eukaryota; Metazoa; Arthropoda; Insecta; Psocodea; Pediculidae
Exons: 3
Coding region: 1-1440 (479 amino acids)
Source: RefSeq, a predicted model, not a curated record